Messenger RNA from Erigeron canadensis, 2741 nucleotides. RefSeq names its product ATPase 8, plasma membrane-type-like. NCBI's taxonomy places the organism in Eukaryota, Viridiplantae, Streptophyta, Magnoliopsida, Asterales, Asteraceae. Gene Ontology annotation, molecular function: ATP binding; P-type proton-exporting transporter activity; ATP hydrolysis activity. The record is from RefSeq and is a predicted model, not a curated record. Gene Ontology annotation, biological process: regulation of intracellular pH; proton export across plasma membrane. The transcript has 9 exons. Gene Ontology annotation, cellular component: plasma membrane. Bases 54 to 2606 code for a protein of 850 amino acids.
UUUUCAUUUCUGAGAAUUACUCUGUGCCUUUCUAAAUCUUUCUAGCCAUUAAAAUGGCGGAUAGUUCCUUGGAACGAGUUAAAAAUAACGAAGUUGAUCUUGAGAAAAUUCCUAUCGAAGAUGUGUUCACAAACUUGAACUGUACAAGGGAUGGGUUGAAUGGCGAGGAAGGGUCUAAAAGGCUCAAAAUUUUUGGCCACAAUAAACUCGAGGAGAAAAAGGAAAAUAAGAUACUCAAGUUCUUAGGGUUCAUGUGGAAUCCUCUUUCAUGGGUCAUGGAAUUUGCAGCCAUUAUGGCCAUUGUGUUAGCAAAUGGUGGUGGCAGGCCACCAGAUUGGCCAGAUUUUGUAGGCAUAGUUGUGCUUCUUCUCAUCAACUCAACCAUUAGUUUCAUUGAAGAAAACAACGCUGGGAAUGCUGCGGAAGCCCUGAUGGCAAGCCUAGCCCCAAAGUCCAAGAUUUUGAGGAACGGAAAAUGGAGCGAGCAAGAUGCUGCCAUCUUAGUUCCUGGAGAUAUAAUAAGCAUCAAGCUUGGAGAUAUUGUCCCAGCUGAUGCUCGUCUUCUUGAAGGUGAUACAUUAAAGAUCGAUCAAUCUGCCCUUACGGGCGAGUCACUCCCUGUAACCAAGAAUCCUGGUGAGGCAGUGUUUUCAGGCUCUACAUGCAAGCAGGGGGAGAUUGAGGCCGUCGUCAUAGCCACCGGUGUCCGAACAUUUUUUGGGAAGGCUGCUCACCUUGUGGACAGCACCAACCAAGCGGGCCAUUUCCAACAGGUAUUGACUUCCAUUGGUAACUUCUGCAUAUGCUCAAUUGGUGUUGGAAUGGCCAUCGAAAUUGUCGUGAUAUACGGAAUUCAACGAAGACCAUAUAGAGACGGCAUUGAUAACUUGUUAAUCCUUCUCAUUGGAGGUAUCCCGAUUGCUAUGCCGACAGUUUUAUCUGUAACAAUGGCUAUCGGGUCUCAUUACCUUGCAAAACAAGGUGCCAUCACCAAGAGGAUGACUGCCAUUGAGGAAAUGGCAGGAAUGGAUAUUCUUUGUAGUGACAAAACGGGUACCCUCACACUUAACAAGCUAACCGUCGACAAAUCCCUAAUUGAGGUUUUUGCAAAGAAUUGCGACAAGGACGCGGUGGUGUUGUAUGGUGCUCGUGCUUCUAGGGUCGAAAACCAAGAUGCUAUUGAUGCUUGUAUUGUCAGCAUGCUGGCUAAUCCAAAAGAGGCGCGAGCUGGAAUCAAAGAGGUCCACUUCCUGCCAUUUAAUCCAGUUGACAAGCGCACCGCUAUCACCUACAUUGAUGACAAAGGAGACUGGUACCGAUUAAGCAAGGGUGCACCAGAGCAAAUCAUUGAACUUUGUGAACUCAAUGGCGAAACACUAAAGCGAGCUCACGACAUCAUAGAUGGCUUUGCGAACCGAGGUCUUCGAUCCUUGGCUGUUGCUCGACAAACUGUGCCAGAGAAGACAAAGGAGAGUGCAGGCUCACCGUGGGAGUUUAUUGGAUUGUUGCCACUUUUUGACCCGCCAAGACAUGAUAGCGCUGAGACUAUUCGAAAGGCUUUAGAACUUGGUGUAAAAGUUAAGAUGAUUACCGGAGAUCAGCUGGCAAUUGGCAAGGAAACGGGUAGAAGACUUGGCAUGGGUACCGAUAUGUAUCCUUCUUCUUCCCUUCUCUCUCAAACCAAUGAUGAUAAUAACUCCUCCAUCGAUCAACUCAUUGAAAAGGCAGAUGGAUUCGCCGGAGUUUUCCCUGAGCACAAGUACGAGAUUGUUAAAAGGUUACAGCAUAGGAAUCACAUCUGCGGGAUGACAGGGGAUGGUGUGAACGAUGCACCGGCACUUAAAAGGGCAGACAUUGGAAUAGCUGUGGCCGAUGCCACAGAUGCUGCCAGGAGUGCAUCUGAUAUAAUCCUGACAGAGCCAGGGCUGGGUGUGAUCGUAAGUGCUGUAUUGACAAGUCGGGCCAUCUUCCAAAGGAUGAAAAACUACACGAUCUAUGCCGUCACAAUCACAGUCAGAAUUGUGAUGGGGUUCAUGCUCAUCACUCUCAUUUGGAAGUUUGACUUUUCACCAUUCAUGAUUCUUAUCAUAGCCAUCCUUAAUGAUAGCACCAUCAUGACAAUCUCCACAGAUAGGGUUAAGCCUUCUCCCCUACCUGACUUGUGGAGACUCAAUGAAAUCUUUAUCACUGGUGCCGUACUAGGAACUUAUCUUGCAGCUGUAACCGUCGUGUUCUUUUGGCUCUCUGCCAAAACUGACUUCUUCCCCAAAAUCUUUGGUGUUCACUCGAUUAUUGGAAAUGAGGAUGAGAUCACAGCAGCACUUUACCUUCAAGUGAGCAUCAUCAGCCAGGCGCUCAUCUUUGUGACCAGGUCUCAACGUUGGUCAUUUCUAGAGCGCCCUAGCACCUUGCUCAUUCUCGCAUUCGCACUAGCUCAGAUAUUGGCUACAUUGCUCGCCGUAUAUGCAGACUGGAAUUUUGCUGAGAUGCAAGGAGUAGGAUGGAGAUGGGCUGCAGUGAUCUGGAUCUUUAGUAUCAUUACCUACUUCCCACUAGAUAUCCUGAAGUUAAUCAUCCAUGCAGCAUUAGAUGGAUACUCUAGAUAGCAAUGAAUUGGAACUCUGUAUAUCCUUCGUAAAUAGGGUAUGUGGAGUCUCAGUGAGGCUAAGGCUAUUGGUGUUGGUACCACUAUACACCACCACCACCACAAAACAUCAUACCAUGGAAGACCUCUGGUAGGG